AUGACUGAAGAACAAGAUAAAAUUAUCAAGGAAUCACCAAAAGUCGAAGAAUCUGAAGUUAAACCUGAAAUCUCAGAAGCUAAACCUGAAAAAUCAGAAGAAGAAAAAUCAGAAAUUCAAAAGGAAAUCGAUAGCAGAUCUGUUUAUGUAGGAAACGUUGAUUUCAAAUCAACCCCUGAACAUUUAGAGAAGUUCUUCAGUAGUGCUGGUACCAUUGAAAGAAUUACUAUCUUGUUCGAUAGAUUUACAGGUUUACCAAAAGGUUAUGCAUACAUUGAAUUUGAAACUAAAGAAUUUAGUGAAAAAGCCAUUGAAGAAUUAAAUGGUAAGGAAUUCAGAGGUAGAGAAUUGAAAGUUACUACCAAAAGAACCAAUGUUCCAAGAAUGUCUACCAGGGGUAGAGGCCGUGGUAGAGGUAGAGGUAGAGGUCGUGGUAGAGGUCGCGGUGGCUUCAGAGGUAGAGGUAAAGGUAAAUCAGAAGAAUUAGUUAAAUCUGAUUAA
Messenger RNA from Yamadazyma jaroonii, 501 nucleotides. The record is from the annotation of a GenBank genome assembly. NCBI's taxonomy places the organism in Eukaryota, Fungi, Ascomycota, Pichiomycetes, Serinales, Debaryomycetaceae.